AUGUUUGCUGUCCAUCGCUUUCGCGACUCGGUGGCCUUCUCCCAUUUCGACUCUUCGGAAGAGACAAGCAAACAGCCAGGACAGCCUCAACAAAACGGACGUAAAGCUGACGAGCUAGAUAGGAGAAAAAGAACAGGAAUGGAGUCAGCUUCGAAUUCCACUUCAGGGCCCACCAUCAGGGUCCCAGAGCGGAAGGAUGUCCCCUACCGCCAAGGAGCGGAGGGACAGCUGAAACAGACCGUGGGGAACAGGGCUGGUAGGGCCCUGAAAGCCCCAACAGCCCCAGUCAUGUCAUCAUCAGUGGCCCUGGUGGAGACGCUGUUGGCGCCGGAGCUUAGGCCGAAGAGGGCAUCCUCACCGCGACACUGCAGCGCCUUACGGGAGAGAUCCAGAUGCGUGUCAUUGUCUGAUGGCACCGUGACAGUGCCGUCGACCAGCAGUGCCCGUGGCAGCAUCAUCAUCAUCAUCACAUGGCAGGAUCAAGAUCGCAGAAAGAAGCGGGUGGACGUUGGGUCCUUGGCCAUCUCUGCGCCGUACAAGAAAGGGCAUAGAAGAUGCCCGGCCACAGCAGCCGCCGACUGGGGCUAUGGAAAGAAAAAGUGGAAGGGAGGAAGCAGGAUGGAACCCGAGGUCGAAGAUGUUGUUGACAUCCGGCAAGUGGAGGGAGAAUCUCGACCAUUUGCUGGAAAACGAAGCACGAGUGUCACCACCCCUCUGCUAGUGGCUCAGGUACCCCAAUCAGCACCUGCAGCGGCAGUGGUACCUGGGGCUGUACCCUCACCGACUAGCGGUACCUCCCCGUCUUUGUGGAUUUCAGCCAGAACUGGAAAAGAGAAGCCGUCCAAGCCGCCCUUGCACCUGCUGCCCUUGACGAAAUACAACUCCAACGAUGACGUGAAUCGCAGCAAGUGGGAGGAAGUCCCCGGCUUUGACGGCGACAGCCGGGAUUUGCAGCCCGUGCCAGCCUCAGCCUAUUGGUUUUCAACUUCUUCUUCGCCGUCACUACCUGCUCAUCCUUCGCCUCUUUCUUCACCCGCGUCGAAACCCAGACUUCAGCUUCAAGCGUGCAUAAGCUCAAGGGCUGGCGAGAACGUGGACGAUCCACAACAAUCCGACGGGAACGAGGAUGGAUCAAGUGGCAGCAGCAGCAGCAGCGGAAGUAACCAGGAGAAGCCCAACAGCAGCAACAGCCUGAGUCGACAGCAACAAUCGAGAAAUAAAGGAGGCAGCCAAUACAAAGACAUAUUAGAAAAGGACGACGCCGUCUUACUACUGUUGGAGAAAAAGGUCCCCUACCCCCCCGUGCCAAUUUCCCCCUCCUCCUCACCAUCCUCAGAGCCGGCGCACCCCUCGGAGCCCACCACCACGACACAACAGCAACAUCCCACGCGGAGGCAGACGCAGACGCAGAAGCAGGCGCACUCGUACCUGGGCCCGGACGUGCAUCUCAAUCUGCACACAAACCACCACUCAAACUCUCCUGCCCUAGUGCGGUUCCUUGUCUCGGCCACUGCCACGGACUGUGCAAAGGUCGAUGUGAUUAAUGAGACACGCAAUUGGCUCGAACAAUUAUUCAAAGACACGAUCGGCGACACCACCGCCCGGGAACGGGAACUCGCACACGGCCAGGACCAUCACCACUCUUUCUUGCUACCACUGCCGCUUGUCUCUGGGUGGCACCAUAGCCCGUUCGAUCCCGCAACCGGUCACGGCUGUCAGCCCGUCAACGGAGCCGAAGAACGACCCCGCUCACCCCGGCACGUGCAAGCUGAACAAGCGGUUUCGGUGCAUAUUAAGGGUCAGGAGGGCUUUGCUCUUGACAAGGGAUCUAAUUUGAACGAAACCAAGGGCACCAACGACAACACCACUGGGGCUGGCGGCUUGGAUUCACACACCUUGCAAACCUCGGUGCCACGAGUAGACACGGGAGCCGACAGUCGAACCCUUGCCGAACGGUGCAAGCUGGAGACCGACAUGAUCAUGGACCACCACCAGGCCUCAGCCGUGCCGCCCUCGCCCGCACUCUCUCACUCUUCUUUCUCCCUUAGAGGCAAAAAUCGGGUUUUUGGAAAACUACCUUUUCUCUCGCGCAGUCGCAACCCGGAAAGUCCAACCCACAUCGAGAUCGCCUCUCCAAUUUCCCCUUUGCAACCAGAACCUUCAACUUCAACUUCACCAGUUUCUCCGGCCUCCUCCAUGGGUGCCCCCAUUGACAAGACCCGAUCCAGGAGUCAGGAUGCGAAGACGUAUGCUGGCUCUGGAGGGCGCGGCAUUGUUCCCAUUCAAGAUGAGGUGCCAAGGGGGGCCGUUAAUGGCGCUGACAGACGCGUUACCGUUCGCUGUAAGGGCGUGACGGUGGAUCUCAAGGUUGAGGUUGAUACUACUACUGUGGACAUCUUGUUGGCUUAUGCCGACAAGACAGGCCUUCCCGUCAAUGUCAACAGCAGCAUGGUCAUCGAGGCGUAUACCCCCCUGGGUCUCGAGCGACGCCUUCGUCGCUAUGAACGUAUCCGUGAUGUAUUGAACACAUGGGAUCAAGACAUGCAGAACGUUUUGAUUAUCCAGACCGAAAACGACCGCAGCGACGAGAACCUAGACCUCGCCAGUGUUCCUCGCGAACAAAAGAUACCUACUGGCUUUGUCCUUCCGCUUCAGCACUCUCACAGGCCCGGGAAAUGGACCAAGCGUUAUAUCACAUUGCUAGAAAACGGACAAUUGGUUUCGUCCAAGAAGCCCGACGCAAAACUCUCAGACAAGGACGUCUUGAGCAUCUGCCAUCUAUCUGAUUUUGACAUCUACAUGCCGACCGAAGCACAGAAACGAAAGGAGCUCCGACCACCCAAAAAAUAUUGCUAUGCAAUCAAAAGCCAGCAGAAAGCCACGAUUUUUUUGUCGGCGGAUAAUUUUGUCCACUACUUCAGCACCGAGGACGCCGCGGUCGCCCGUCAGUUUUCCGCUCGCGUCCAAGCUUGGCGAAGCUGGUAUCUGGUUAACAAGGUAUUGCAGCUGCAUAAGAAAAUGCAAGAGCGAGAAGCAGAGAAACCGCCUCAGCUCUCCUCGGCGCCGCACAAACCAAGAAGGGCAGUCAACGAUGUCAAUGCGGAUGACCACAAGAUCAAAGCUUCAGUCGGCGAGUCUUCUUACCCGAUCGGUACAUAUAAGCCCCUAAUCGACCUGUCACGUUUCGACAAGCCCAUCGAUGAGUUUGACAAGGACUGGAAAGCCGACCGAUCCAGACAGCAGGCCUCCCAACUACCACCAUUCCAACUCCAGAAAGUCAGAAAAGCUACACAAGAAGAGAUAGAAGCACCAUUUGGCACGAGUGGUUUGCUUGGGAACAUAUAUGAAGAACGAAAACUUGCGCAGAAGGAAGAGGAGAGAAAGAAACUGGAGGUCGUUACCGACCAACCUUUUACCGAUCGACCCAGCCUUCUGAAUGGCGGAUUGGUAACCUCGCCAACUGAGGAGACCAGACAGCACGAUGGACGAUACGAACCAAAGGCAUGGCUUCCGUCGGCACUUGAGCACACCGCCACUCAGCGCAGCACAAGAGCACCCUCUGUUCGUCGCAGUGCUCCAUCUAAUCAGUCGCCGCCAUCUCAGUACGCUCCCUCACAAUAUGCGCCUUCACAGUCCGCACCGUCCCAGCACGAGCGUGGGCGUGAAACCCAUCGUCGUCAGCAGCCGAACCAGCAACUGAAGCCCAGUGCGCCUCUUGUCGACCUAACUCCGAAAUUCGUUGAGCCACCCCAAUGGUCGCGCGAAGGUUUGGGACGAGGUGUGCGGGCUCCAGAAGGCAUGCCGUUGGUCGACAUGGCUACAGGACCCCAAUUGGCUCCCGGUGCCAAACCCCUCGACUUGCCACCCCGAACACUUGUUAGGCGGGAGCCGAGCACGCGAACCCCUGGUUCUCGGCCAGGAACUAGUGCCGGCCAAGCACCGCCAGGCUCUAGUGCAGGUAGUGUCCGAGCCGUUAGUCGGGCUUCCUCGGUGCGGGGCAGGAUGAUGAGUCAAGACGGGACGUCUGGGGGCAUGAGGAGCAUAUCAGGAUCGGCUUUUCUACCACCUGUACCUCCUCUACCCGGCUCAGUCCUCGGCUACGGGCCGAACCAUCCGCCCCCCUCGUCCAAAGGUAGAUAUACAGAUGGUUAUCGUUCCCGUUCGUCGUCUCGUGGGCCACAACCCCAAUCCAAGCGAGGUUCUCCUCCGUCCUCUGGGUAUGAAGACGAUCGUCAACGGACUUUUUCCUUGAGAAACCAGCCACAUCCGCUACUAUCGUUCGAUGAGACCCUAGAAGAACCGCGAGGUCUCCUUGGACAGGCAGACAGAAGCUCCAAUGUCUCCGUGCAACGAGCACAGAGUGUCCGAGUGGGCAGUUCUUCGCGCCGCGCAAGGAAUGGGAGUACUUACAAUUAUUGA
This is a messenger RNA of Neurospora tetrasperma FGSC 2508, 4419 nucleotides long. RefSeq lists its product as uncharacterized. The record is from RefSeq and is a predicted model, not a curated record. The transcript is spliced from 4 exons. NCBI's taxonomy places the organism in Eukaryota, Fungi, Ascomycota, Sordariomycetes, Sordariales, Sordariaceae. The coding region runs from base 1 to 4419 and encodes 1472 amino acids.